CUGUUAUAAUUCCAUGCUUCGAUUCCAUUUCCCAGUAAGGAAUACUUAUAAAAGAGGGAACAUAUAGAGAGAGGAGUUUCCUCUUUCCAGAACGAAAAAAAGAAAAAGAAAUAAAUAUGUCUUUGGUGGACUAUGCAUCCUCCGACGAAGAAGAAGAGCUUAAAGAAGAUAAACAACUUCCCAAAGCGGAGGAACCCACCCCUCCUCCACCCCCUUUACAUCCAUUACCUACCAGAAACCAGAAUCCCCAUCUUCCUCAGCCGCAAAACCAGGGGACAAGUUCGUCAUUAAAUAAAGAAGCAUUACACUUGUCAAGCUCAUCAGAGUCCUCUGGAUUGAAACUCCCCGAUGCAUCACUUCUCUUGAAUUCACCCUCCAUGCCAGUUGGACACUUUACUGAUCAUUCUUCCCGAGUUGCAGCAGCCAUGGCUGAAAAUGAAUCACGGAAGCGGGAUACAAAUGUAUCCGCAUCCACUUAUCCACGCAGUAAGAUUCCUAAAGGUACUUUGCCUCACAUGAAGAAUAUCCCUGAAACAGGAAGUGGUCUUCUGGUCCCACCUCAACUUGCUGGAAGGAGCAAUGUUGUUACAGAAGACAUCAGCAAGCUGUUUGUGAAGAAGACCCCGUCUUAGUUGCACGCACCAGUUACAGAAAUCUCUGUUGGCCUGACUGUAGUUUUAUUUCAGUAGAUUCUAUAGCAGAUUCUCAAAAGAUAUUAACCGCAUUGUUCUAAGAUAUUAUAUUGAUACUUGAUGAUUGUAUUGACUACCAGCAGUUUUGGUGAGUUUGAAGUGAUCAACUGCUUUCUGUACAUAAUUUUUGCAACCAUAUAUUCUUAGUGUGUUGAUUGGUUCUCAAAAUGUGUACUUGCAAGGCAUCAACAUUUUAUUGAAUUGAAUAAUUGCCAGUUCACAGCUG
This is a messenger RNA of Nicotiana tabacum (common tobacco), 918 nucleotides long. RefSeq lists its product as uncharacterized. Lineage: Eukaryota; Viridiplantae; Streptophyta; Magnoliopsida; Solanales; Solanaceae. The record is from RefSeq and is a predicted model, not a curated record.